UGAGAGAGGGUGACUCCUCCGGCGAAAAUCGUACCAAACUCUCCUCUACAAAAGCAGAGAUCAGCACUUGCGCAUCGUUAAAAAGUGCGAUAAUGAGCUCCGCGGGAAAACUCUGGAAGACAGCGGGUCUCAUCUUUAGGCAGCAAAGUACUCAGGCUUCUCAAACCCCGCAGCCGGUCAUCAAAGGCAAAAUCGCAAAGAAGAUACCAGCUUUCGUAAUGCUGAAGCCCGGGAAACAGUACCACUGGUGCGCCUGCGGACUCUCGAAGAAACAGCCCUUCUGUGACGGAGCACACAAAUCCAUGCCUGAACCCAUGAUCAAACCGAUAGCUUUUGAGGUGCCGACAGAGAAGAAAUACUUGCUGUGUCGCUGUAAGCAGACGAACAACAGACCGUUCUGUGAUUUGUCUCAUGUCAAAACCUUCGUUCCCGAAGGUCUGAGGAGUAUGUUAGGAAUCAAGCUCUAGAGAGGGUUCGACCCGGACAGAGUCAUCAGCACAACGCCAAGUUUCCCGUAUAAUGGCAUAGUGGUACUGUCGUCGAGAGAUGAAUAAAUGUUCUAGCUCUAAA
Messenger RNA from Galendromus occidentalis (western predatory mite), 570 nucleotides. RefSeq names its product CDGSH iron-sulfur domain-containing protein 3, mitochondrial. NCBI's taxonomy places the organism in Eukaryota, Metazoa, Arthropoda, Arachnida, Mesostigmata, Phytoseiidae. The transcript is spliced from 2 exons. The coding region runs from base 93 to 467 and encodes 124 amino acids. Gene Ontology annotation, cellular component: mitochondrion. The record is from RefSeq and is a predicted model, not a curated record. Gene Ontology annotation, molecular function: 2 iron, 2 sulfur cluster binding.